Camellia sinensis is the source of this 1338-nucleotide messenger RNA. RefSeq lists its product as uncharacterized. Lineage: Eukaryota; Viridiplantae; Streptophyta; Magnoliopsida; Ericales; Theaceae. Gene Ontology annotation, molecular function: protein dimerization activity. The record is from RefSeq and is a predicted model, not a curated record.
AUGGCAUUGAGCAAUGCUCCACAAAAUCUCAAGUUGAUAUCUCCUGAUAUUCAAAAAGAUAUUGUAAAUGUGGCCGCAUUUGAAACUAUCAAUGUGAUUAUUAGAGAUCUUGGUGAUGCACUUUUUUCUAUUUUGAUUGAUGAAGCCUGUGACAUAUCAAUCAAGGAGCAAAUGACAGUUGUAAUACGAUAUGUUGACAAAAAAGGCCAAUUGAUUAAGUGCUUUUUGGGUAUUGAGCAUGUUGCUAAUACGAAUGCUCUCUCACUCAAACAAGCUGUGGAAAAUGUAUUCUCUAUACUUGGAUUGACAUCAUGUAAACGUCGAGAUAUUGUUAGGGAGAAACAAGUUGCAAAAGUUGUUGAGGCACUUAAUAAUGGAGAGCUAUCUAGUGGACAAAACUUAAAUCAAGAAACUAAUCUUAAACAAGCUGGUGAUACGCGUUGGGGUUCGCACUAUGGUACUUUAGUCAGCUUGGCUAGUAUGUUUUCAACAGUGAUUGAUGUACUUGAAAUGAUUUCAGAGGAUGGUUCAAAUUUAGAACAACGAGCAGAAGCAAAUGUAUUAUUGGACUCAAUUCAAUCAUUUGAGUUUGUAUUCAACCUUUAUUUGAUGAAAAUGAUAUUGGCUAUUACAAGUGAGUUAUCCCAAGCACUACAAAGGAAAGAUCAAGAUAUUGUUAAUGCCAUGAAUUUAGUUCAAAUUUCUAAAGUACGGCUCCAAAAGAUAAGGGAGAGUGGGUGGACAUCUUCACUUGAUGAUGUUUUGUCUUUUUGUGAAAAGCAUGAAAUUGAUGUUCCCCAAAUAGAUAAUAUGUUUGUAGCUCGAAGGAGAAAAAGGUGCAAUGCUCAAGAAAUUACAAACUUACAUCAUUAUUGUGCUGAGUUAUUCUACACUGUUUUGGAUAUGCAAAUUCAAGAACUAAAUGCUCGUUUCACUGAGUCGAACACUGAGUUGUUACUUUGUGUGGCAUGUGUUAAUCCAUCUAACUCUUUCUCUAGUUUUGAUAAGAAAAAGUUAAUUCAUCUUGCCGAAUUUUAUCUCAAAGAAUUUUCUUCAAUGGAGCUCAUGAUACUUAAUGAUCAACUUGAUACAUAUGUUAUCAACAUGCUAUCCAGUAGUGAGUUAUCAAGGUUGAAUGUAAUUACCGAUCUUGAUAAGAAAAUGGUGGAGACUGAAAGAGACAAAAUAUAUCCAUUGGUGUAUUUGCUCUUCACUUUAGCAUUAAUCUUGCCUGUUGCAACUGCUACUAUUGAGAGUGUAUUUUCAGUUAUGAAUAUUGUGAAGAAUCGGUUACGGAAUCGAAUGGGUGAUGAAUGGAUGAACGAUAGCUUAGUGUGA